AUGGAAAGAAAGCUCCUAAAGAAGGAAAUGAAAAAACUCCUGGGAGAUUAUAUUGGCAUCAGACUUCGGGAAAAUGAAUUUGACCCAAAAGGAAGAAGGCAACUCACCUUUCUAGAUGAUAUGGCACACUAUGACUUGGCCAUCAAUGUUGCUUUGCAAUGGCUGGAUCACUUGGAAGACUUCACUUGGCUUGAGUGGGAGAAAGUGAAAAUGCCAUUUCAUGGCAGACCCACAUAUCCAAACCGGAAAGAAAGAGAAGCAAUGAUUUUAUCAUCUUACGCUGGAAUCUUAAUGAACAGUCUCCCAGUUGAGGAAGUCUUUAAAAUGUAUGGAGCCGAUUCUUCUACCAAUACUGGGGCCACCAAGGUUCCCCGAGCUCCACCUUUCCGCCUCUCCUUGCACCCCUUUGCCAUGUUAAUGGCACCCAAAGCAGCAGAAUACGCCCGCAAACAGGGUGUCAAGUUAAGAAGGGGAGCAAACAAAAACGCCGCCAGCAGCUCUGCAAGGGAAGUAAAUGUCACAGCAUGGAAAUCAUCAAAAACUGUAUCUUUGGACAUCCAGCCCAAGAACAAAGUAGGUCUAAAAAUGCAAAUUGGACCAAACUGAUAACGGAGAGUUUGGGGAGUAUUUUACUUACAUUGUGGUUAAAAGUCUAG
Messenger RNA from Panthera uncia (snow leopard), 656 nucleotides. RefSeq names its product chromosome C1 C2orf80 homolog (gene CC1H2orf80). NCBI's taxonomy places the organism in Eukaryota, Metazoa, Chordata, Mammalia, Carnivora, Felidae. The record is from RefSeq and is a predicted model, not a curated record. Bases 1 to 606 code for a protein of 201 amino acids. The transcript is spliced from 7 exons.